CGCAGGCGUUUGACGUCACCGUGAAAGGCGUCGCGCUCUGACGUGGGUUGGCCAUGGAGGCCCUGGCGGGUGUCUCCAAGCAAGGCAUCCGUGAACGCAUUUGGGACCAUAUGGAAUCACGUGAUUUAGCUGACUUCCCCCGACCUGUGCAUCACAGGAUUCCGAACUUUAAGGGUGCCUCUCGUGCUACGGAGCAUUUCCCACACCUGCAUGCUUUCAGGGUGGCGAGAACCAUUAAAGUCAACCCCGAUGCUCCUCAGAGAAACGCCCGCUUCCUCGUGCUGGAGAGCAAAAAGACACUGCUGGUCCCAACUCCACGGCUGAGGACAGGACUGUUUAAUAAGAUCACACCACCUCCUGGAGCCACUAAAGACAUACUGAGGAAAUGUGCCACCUCCCAGGGCGUGCGGAACUUCAGCGUCCCUGUGGGCUUGGACUCUAGUGUCCUCGUGGAUUUAGUUGUGGUGGGAUCUGUUGCUGUGUCUGAGAAAGGCUGGAGAAUUGGGAAGGGAGAAGGCUAUGCCGAUCUUGAGUAUGCCAUGAUGGUGUCGAUGGGAGCUGUCCACAAGGGGACUCCGGUUGUUACCAUUGUCCAUGACUGCCAGGUCGUUGACAUUCCUGAGGCUCUUCUAGAGGACCACGAUCUCACUGUUGACUACAUCAUCACUCCGACCAGGGUCAUUGCUACAGACUGUGCACGUCCAAAGCCAACAGGGAUCAUCUGGUCCAAGGUCAGUUGUGAGAUGCUUACGAAAAUCCCAGUGCUCAGGAUCCUCCGUGAGCGAGAGAAGCGGGCCGGAAAAGACGUCGCUCUUCAAGUUGAGCCUGGCAGCCAGCACCCAGCUCCAAGCACCAUGAGGAGACCCCGGGAUAUACCGCAGUCACAAGCAGCUUCCCUAGGAGGGUCUCAUAGCCCCUUGCACGGGGUGGACACCCAACCAGCUGCCACUGUGUACGUGGGAAACCUGCCCUCUAAUGCUCGCGUGCGUGAACUGAAGAGAGCCCUCCAGGAGCUAGGGGCAGUGCCCCUGAGGCUUACCUGGCAGGGACCACAGCACAGGGCCAUUCUACACUAUGCUGACUCAGCUGCUGCCCAGCAAGCUGCCUCCCGCCUUCAGGGCCUACAUCUAGGUGCCAACUCCUUGAGGGUGGCACUGGGGCAGCAUAGGGAUAUGUGACCUGGUGAGCAGCCCCCAAUGGAAGAGCUAUGCCGUCUCUUGUUGGAAUGCCUCUGACGUGUGGUAGUUUGCUAUUGAUGGGAGCCUGCUGCUGUGUGAGGCCUAGGCUCUGCUCCUCCUGGGAAGAGGCCACACUUUCCUAAUGCGUAGGGAUGUGUGGUGAGCAGCACAUCACAACUCUCGGGAUACCACAAACUCUGACAAUAAGUCGGAGAACUGACCCAUUCCAGUUCUGGUUGUGAGGUCCUGGUUGUGAGGUCCGUGUGAUAUGCCCUCUGGGUGCAGAAGGUCUAGGGACAAAAGGUAGAGAAUGGAGACCCGAUUUAGGAUAGACGUGAAAGUGAACACAGACCCACAGAGAAGAAGCUGGGGCAGGGAUCCAGGGCAGGCAGCAGAGCCGCAGUCCAGCAGAACAGGAGUGGGUAAGGGGCUCUGCACCCAGAGAAUGGGAACCCCACUUGUGCACGUGUGUGAUAGUGUCUACCCAGGCGGCACAGCUUUAACUCCACAGGCUCAGGGCCUCACUGUCCAUCAGUGAGAAUAAGAGGGGGGUGGCAGCUGCCUAUGCUUGCCAAGAUGCAGUACUUGUGCCAUUGAUCCUAGGCAAAAAGUCAAAAUAAGCAUUUAU
Messenger RNA from Microtus oregoni (creeping vole), 1806 nucleotides. It is a transcript of the gene Mthfsd, whose product is annotated as methenyltetrahydrofolate synthetase domain containing. The record is from RefSeq and is a predicted model, not a curated record. Lineage: Eukaryota; Metazoa; Chordata; Mammalia; Rodentia; Cricetidae. Gene Ontology annotation, molecular function: RNA binding. Gene Ontology annotation, cellular component: cytoplasm. The transcript has 8 exons. Bases 54 to 1178 code for a protein of 374 amino acids.